Molecule: messenger RNA, 996 nt
Organism: Protopterus annectens (West African lungfish)
Lineage: Eukaryota; Metazoa; Chordata; Ceratodontiformes; Protopteridae
Gene: CRYBA2
Product: crystallin beta A2
Exons: 5
Coding region: 280-870 (196 amino acids)
Biological process (GO): visual perception; lens development in camera-type eye
Molecular function (GO): structural constituent of eye lens
Source: RefSeq, a predicted model, not a curated record
GUUCACCUUAAUUCCAUUAGGAACUCUAGCACAUUCCAGCACUUUUCAUUGUGCUGAACAAGAAGCCGGAUGAUCUCUAUCAUAAAAGGCCUCUGAUUCGAAAACAAAAUGUUGUUUCAGUUCAGUUCUGCUGAAUGUGCAAGGUCUCUGUUAAAUUUGCACUUUCAGCGAGACAUGGGGGACUAUAAAACCCAUAGACAGCCCAUGUUUCACUUGUACUGAUUUAGUUGGACUCCUCUUGGAACAGUCUUCAUUUUCUAUUCACACAAAGGUGCCACCAUGACCAGCCAGCAAAUGGAGACCAUGGGCCAGUGGAAGAUCACUGUAUGGGAAGAAGAAUUCUUUCAUGGGAAACAUUGUGAGUUCAUCAUGGAGUGUCCCAACAUCAUGGAUCGGGGAUUCCAAAAAAUUCGCUCCAUUAAGGUGGAAUGUGGCCCAUGGGUGGGUUAUGAGUACCCAGAGUUCCAAGGGCAGCAGUUCAUGCUUGAGAAGGGAGAUUACCCUCGCUGGGAGGCCUGGAGUGGGAACAGUGGCUACAGGACUGAGCAUCUCCUUUCCUUCAGACCAGUUAGAGCAGCUAAUCACAGUGACAGCAAGGUGACAUUAUAUGACUGUGACAAUUUCCAGGGCCGCAAGUUUGAACUUUGUGAUGACUAUCCAUCUCUGCAAGCCAUGGGAUGGUGCAAUAAAGAGGUGGCUUCCAUCAAAGUCAACUCUGGAGCCUGGGUGGCCUAUCAGUUCCCUGGAUACCGUGGCUAUCAGUACGUCCUGGAGAGGGAUCGACACACUGGUGAAUACAAGAACUACAAUGAGUAUGGCACCCAGGCCCAUACCAACCAGAUUCAGUCCAUCAGGCGGGUUCAACACUAAAUGCUCACCUUCCAUGCUCUUUCUGCUCCCAUCAGAUGUUUUCUGGUGAAGUGAUGAUUCUGGUUUAAUCUAACAUGAACUUGCAGACAGCAAUACGUUGGAAAUAAAACAUUUUCUUUAAUCAAA